Molecule: messenger RNA, 10897 nt
Organism: Varroa destructor (honeybee mite)
Lineage: Eukaryota; Metazoa; Arthropoda; Arachnida; Mesostigmata; Varroidae
Biological process (GO): protein phosphorylation; regulation of catalytic activity
Cellular component (GO): nucleotide-activated protein kinase complex; nucleus; cytoplasm
Molecular function (GO): AMP binding; protein kinase binding; protein kinase regulator activity
Source: RefSeq, a predicted model, not a curated record
CAUCGAGGCGCUCCUUUAUCCACUCGUCCGUCCGUCCGACCGGCCGGCCGACCGGCCGUCCGUCCGUCGCUCGCUCACUCACUCGGUAUAUUCUCCCAGAUCACUGUGGCAGUAACGACUGCGCCUGUAGUCGUCGAGGUGCGCGAAACAUCGAACGAUGAGCGGUUGAUUACAGCGACAGGAGUCAGUGCAGUGGCGACGGAAAUUGUGGCUAUAGCAACAAAUCUGAACAGAAUAACUCGAACGAAACCGAAUUAACAGAAAAGAGUGUAUUUUCUGCUUGUUGCAAAACAGCAUCGACAAUAGCGACAGUGCUCGCUAGCUAGCAAAACGCGCACACGAGAACUCGGCGCAAAUCAAGUAUAUUCCGGCCAAAUUUAACAAUAGGGUUUCUGUCGCAGGGUCCCCUGAACGUCGCAGCGGUUGAUGUGCCCCAACCCUGCUCAGGACAUGCUAUCGCAAUAAAAGACAUUUAACAAAGUUAUGCAUCGCCAUAGUCAGUUACCUUGAUAGCAGAUACGAAAUAAGGCUGACCUAUACAAAAUAGGUAAUCGCCAUGAGUAUUACACUGCCAUCUAGAAUCCUUCGUAAGGGCAGCAUUGCUGUGAUCCUAUUUGUGGUGGAUUAUGCUUGUUUCGACAAGGUCGUACGUCGUCUCCACCACUAUGUCUAGAUAAUUAUAACUGUGUUUAGUUCUGCAUCGGGUGACGCCAUGAAUGUGAUGAAAUGACAUCAGUUAUGCCACCGAGAGUGGCGAGGGCCGAAGCACCGAUUUCUAGCCGAUUCGUAACAGCAGGUCAUCACCAUCAUCAUCCUCCUCAGCACCACCAUCGUGAUCGUUUUCAGAGCCGGACCGUUUCUGCGAAAGGCAUCGUUUUUUUCUACCGAUUUUAUCUCACGCGUCAUCUGAUAUCUGCUUCGAGUUGGAUUUAAACGAGAACGACGCCACCUGAACACAGCGUGCAACGCACAUCUGACGCUAAGCACCAAAAUGGAAAGGAGGAAAAGGGGUUCUAAGUAAGAACGCGUUCAACACCUGUCUGUCGAUGGUGUCAAUCUAUAACUGCGAUAUUUCCUUUCAAGAAGUCACCACUACCGUUCCUGCAGGCGACAUCAGUGGCAGCGGCAGCGGCAGCGGCAGUGGCAGUUUCAAGCGACAAAAACAUUGAUGAAUAAUACCGCAAGCGACGAAGCAGAUUUGACCAAAUGAAUCGAACGUAACGCAUCGCAUGUAGUUCCAUACGCUGAUUAUUACCAGUGAGGUAAAUCGUGUACCCCUGCAUGAACGCGGUAUGCUUUCAGACGUACGAUCAAUGGACGAACUCGCGCAAGAAAAGGCGACACGGAAGAGGACGAGGAAAACAAAAGAUCACGUCGUAGCAGGAAAAUAUUUUUGCUGAUUUUCGCCACUCAACUCAUUUCGUGCUGGUGAACGUUCCAACAACACGUUUCGGGACAAACGGCAAGCAACCCGACCCGUGUGCUUGGUUAUCCUCAACGGCCGUCGAUAACAGAUGAACCAUGUCAAAUAGUCGUGGAUCAUCUUGAUAGUUGUCAUACUUUUUGAUCCUGCGUGAGUCUUUGCCUAUCAUAAACCGUGGUUCCCAUAGGCAGCUCAAGUAAACAUUUAUUUUACUCGGAAGUCAUUAUCUGCAAUCAAUAUCGUUAUACUGCUAUCUACCAAUUAUCUUUCCUGCUGUUUUCAUAUGUGAAAGUAACUUAACCCGUGUGGGAAAGUGAAGAGAAUCCGUGUGUGUGUGUGUGUGUUAGCGUGUAUGUGCGUGAUCCUGUGCUUCGUUCGUGUUGCCGAUUCGUUGUUGUUGUUAUUAUUGCAACAAGUUAAUAGGGAAGUUAGCGUAUUUCGACAAACACAAAACCCGUAGGAAGGAUAAUGUGAUACAUAGUGAUAUAAAAACCGAAAUCUACAGCGAGCAGGCCCGAACUACAUAGGUAUCGGGGGUUUGACAUUCAUACGUACUGCGAAUAACCUGUAUUUUCCGUCAAGUUUGCUAAAAAGGUAAUUCAAAGAACUCAGAAUUUAACAACGGAAAGGCACGCUUUUGCAAGCUGGAACACGUUGUGGUCAAGGUUCGACCCCGGCCAUAAACAGAUUUGGUUUCGCGCUAAAAGCCAGUCUUCUGGUGGAAUACCUAACGGCUAUACCGGCCAUAAAAUUCGAAACAUAAAUGUAUAACAGCAUAAACUUCAAUGAAAAAAAUCUAAAAAAAAAUAAAGAAAGGUUCUUUGUCAAUAAGUAUCACUCUUCCCAGCUCGAAACCCUUGUUUACAAUAAUUGUAUGCAUACUUUAUAUCAGAGCUUCCCCAAGCUCGUAACAUCAUCGCUGUUAGAAAUGAUAAGAUGAGUUAAUAAUAGCAAUUCACUACUCUGAUGAGUUAGCGAGUAGCGGUUCCUUAACAGAACUUAAAACCGAAACUGCGCCCGUUUUACCUCGAAGUUCUUUGACGUCUGCUUAAGUAUUUGCCGCAUGAUCUCUCGCUUUAGCCGUGCUGGUAUGGAAAAUCCAAAACGCAAGUACGCUAACAGAUAAUCCUCUUAAAAUAAAAACGCCAGAGUAUGCUUUACCGUCUCUUCGCUCUAUGGAAUCACUGCGUCCGGCAGACCAUACCGGAAAAACCGGCAAGCUCUUCUGUUACAGCCGUAAGGCAAGUGACUUUAUGACUAAAGUGAGCCUUGAAAGAUUCUCUUUAGCACUUAACGGUGUUAAUGUAACUCAAAAUAAUGUCGUGUAACUAGGUCGGAUCAAAAAGGCCGUUGCCAGGGUCUGUCCAGACAUCGGUUGUCGGCCACCGGUUCUAGGUCAAUCAUGAAUAGGUCAGCCGGAAGGCCAGUAGACAGGCUUACUCCGAUCACAAAACACGCAACACGCUCGCUGUCUUACAAACCAUCUAUAACGAUUAACAGGAUAUCAGAAGCAAAGAACGCGGUUAGACGUCAUAAACUCACUUUAAGCUGAACUGAUUAUUGUGGUAGUCUUUUGGAGCUUUAGCCUAAUGGGGAAAUCGAAUAAAUACAAAAAUUCUGCAGAGCUAUAAUGGAGAAAAGUAUAAUUUUUAAAGCCUUUACAGCUGAUAUGAAUCCUCUUAUAUCGGAGCUCUCAAGGAUUACCUGGUUCCAAUAGGUGUGUACGCAAAAGCUUUGUUUCCAGUCUCACCGGGUGAACUACUUUGCGAGCAUACAAUCCCACAUUAUAAGAAAUUAGUUAUUUAAAUUAAACAAGUGAUAAAAAAAAUGUACAUCACCAUACGAGCUGUUAGUAACAGCAGUAAAGUUGAAAAAUUAAAUGAAGUUCAAAGCAGUGUCGUUAUACUUGCGUAUAUCUAGAUCGAUAUGGUAUUUUGUACCGUUGGAUCUAUUAAAAAACGAUUACGUUAUUUCGGCUCUGACAAAGAUAGGUAUAAAAUGUCGCCUUAACAGAGUCCUAGAACCUCCACGAAAAACACACUCUAUUAAAUACUGUAGCCAUAGCGUACACAUAGGCAACAAAGAAAAACGCAAGCAGGAACUCGUCUUUGCAUUGUCUUAACAAACCCAAGUCGCUUGCUCACGUAUAUAAACUGAACGUAACACAUAUGCACAUGUAAGUAACUGAAUUACUAUUAUAUUAGUUACGUUUUCAUUGGUCACCAAUUACAUAUUUAUACGUAGCACCCUAAUUUUGCUUGUACAUAUACUAUGGCCUACAGUUUCGUCGUACAAUACCCUCAGUCAUCAGAAUCUUCAAUGGCUAUACGUUGAUUUCAACCUCCGAGGUUAACUUACUUGUCAAUAAGUAAUCAUGCCCAAAACGUGUUUAGUUGUCGAUGAAGAUUGCAGUAACCAUGCUGGUCACCUUAAUGACGUUUGUAUACAAGUUUACCUUUACCUGAAAUUAAAAACGGUUACCAAAAUUGUUGAAAGAAUCUGAUGACCAAAGGCCAUCGUAUGACAACGUAUUUACACACUGAAUGUUAUAGACAUAUGCUAGAAUUGUUAUUCUAUUGUUAUCCUCAAUAGCGGUUAUUGCUGCUGGAAGAAACGACUCUUGUUAGGUAGAGUUGUUGAACAAUAGUCUGGCUAAUAAUAGAGAGAGUCCCGGUCUGUUCCACCAAGUGUACGUUCUUUGUUCGUCAACAAAACCGUUAGUCUAAUAGAGUCGCUAUGGAAAGGAGAUCCACCUCUUUCCCGCUCGACGGGGACGCCGUCAGACUAGACGUAGACGAUGUUUUAACUGCUUUAAGACUUACCCAUCUAUGGGCAAUUUAUAUUGAAUUUGCCUCUGCAAUUAAUUAUAGACGAGUUGGCGAUAAUGGGGGUUCUAGAUCGGAUCUCCUGCAGGUAACGUAUUUGGCUGCUAAUCUUUAGCACACGUCGUAUGGUGGUAUGGGUCUAGGUGCGAACAUAGCUACACGUUGAUUCGUGCUAAAAGCCACCCGUCCGGAUGGAAUGGAUACCGAAAGGGGGUGCCAUACCUAAAGCUUGAAACAUUGAGUUUACGUUUCCAGAAUGAAAUCGCGUUUUAUACAACAACUGUUGGACUACAAAGAUGGACGCGGCGAUUUUACAGAUAACUUGUUAGGAUGUUCCUGAAUCAGGGCGCCUUUCACAGCUGCAGUUCAAACUUUCAGUUUCAGGGGAUUCAGGCGUAGAAACCCCUAGCUCGCCGCAGCGAAGUUGUACAUGUUGUCUUGGUCUUCGGUAGACUUUACAAGUGUUCCAGAUGAACGCGUCUAUACUUCUUUCCUGUUUAGCCAAACUGGCGAAAGCUGCACGUUACCUUUCAUUAUACCGCGCAUCAUAACGGAGGAUUGUCCCUCAGGAAAUCGCGCAGCCCCAACUAUAGCAGAUACGAGUCCUUUACUUCGAUCUAGUCCGUUUUCGCAUUCAUUCGGCGAUUUUUCGGCAUUAUCAAACUCCCCGCAGCCGUCAUCGGAUUUGCUCUUAGCUGGCGAGUUCGCGUCAGCUGUAACUCCUGCAGCAAGCACUCCUUCGCUCUCACCUACUCUUGGUGAGGCAGCUCCUUGUCGGGGAUCGUACAACUACGACGCCUGGACCGAAUCACUUUCACGCUGCGGGUCCCGGGGAAAAAGUUAUCCGUUCUUUUCGUCCCGGAGCAUCUCAUCAGAGAGGGACAGCCUAUCUUCCGAUAGCCACAAAUCGACGAUGGCCGCUGGGGCUGCCGAUGCGCAUUAUCACCAUACGCAUGCCGUCCACGGAACAUCCGCUAAAAGUUCACAGGCACCAUCGGUUCAGCAUCCCGAUUCUUCUGAAGAAGAUCAUCAAGCAUAUGAGGCCGUGGAAACUCGAAAUAGUCCAUCACAUACUACCAGAGAAAUUGGGAGUUACGGUGGACAAGAUCACGGAUUGAGAACCCCAUCAACUACUCCCGGAACUAGUCCGCCCAGAAGAACGGGACCGUCACACCUUUUUGACGCCUUCAGGCCGAGGUCAAAAUCUGAUUCGAAGGGUCAUCAUCGUAAUAUCAUGUCUGCCAUAAAGAACACAGUUAACUCGCAUCACUGGUUUUCAACCAAUGGAGGCGCCCAUAGUCCAGGGUCUCCUGCGGCCCUCACCCCACCAGCACUUGGCUCACCGACAUGUGGCAGCCCUCAAGGGGGUCACAGUCCUUACGCAACAUACACGGCCGGUAUGACUAGCGCCCACUCACCCUUAGCACAUGAUGGGCACUAUCACACCAUCGCUGGCGCCACCUCACCCGACGGAUUCGACUACCGACCACAAUCCAGGCCGAGAUCAGGGUCGGAGUCAAAGGGUGUAGGCGCUGUAGCCAAAGUGAUGGACAUGUUUCGGACGAGAUCACAGUCGAUGAGUCUCACCCCAGAGGCCAAAGCCAAGAAAUUCGCACAUAGCCAUUCAGGUUCUCUCAUUAGGCGGCAUUCUGUCGACCCGGACAGACGGCGCAGUGGCGGUGUCCACGGAGGCACGGAAGGACAUCACGUGUUGCACACUGCCCUUAUUCACAGGAUACACUCGCAUAACUCUGAGCAGUCAGGAGGGGGACAUUAUGCCUCGUUGCCAGGUUCAACCUGUCACCAGCUUCAGCAUCCAGCGGGCGCUACCGCACAAGCUCUCGGGCUGGCAUCAUCGGAAUCGUCCAUAUGUGAUAGGAUCGACAUUGAGGAUUUGGGUGCCGAUGAGACCAUGUUGUUCGUCAAGUUUUUCAGGUACUACCACUGUUACGAUCUCAUACCACUGUCCGCGAAACUUGUAGUGUUUGACACCCAGCUACUUGUAAAGAAAGCGUUUUUCGCGCUUGUCUCAAAUGGAGUCCGCGCGGCCCCGCUGUGGGACUCAGCACAACAGGAUUUUGUCGGAAUGCUAACAAUUACCGACUUCAUUCAUAUUCUACGGAAGUACCACGGAAGUCCCACGGUUCGUAUGGACGAACUGGAAGAACACAAAAUUGACACCUGGCGAACUGUUCUGACCGAGAUGCAGCGACCUCUGGUGUCGAUUGGGCCAGAUGCCUCUCUUUGUGACGCCAUCACCGCCCUAAUACAGCAACGCGUGCACCGAUUGCCAGUCAUCGAUCCACAGACAGGCAAUGUGCUCUAUGUGCUCACGCACAAACGCAUUUUAAGAUUCCUAUUUCUCUACUUUUAUGAUCUUCCACACGCAUCGUAUCUCGACCAGAGCAUCCAAGAGCUUAAGGUGGGCUCCUUCGAAAAUAUCGCAACGUGUAAUCCAACGACGCCGUUGAUCGAUGCGUUGAAGACGUUUAUCGAACGGCGAGUGUCUGCAUUACCAGUAGUCGACGAAGACGGAAAAGUCGUUGACAUCUAUGCGAAAUUUGACGUCAUAAAUCUUGCGGCGGAGAAAACGUACAAUAAUUUGGAUAUAAGCGUAGGUGCUACUCUUGAAUUCCGAAACCAGUACUUCGAAGGAGUCAUGACAUGUCGAGCUACCGACUCCCUGCUCCAGGUGAUGGGGAAAAUUGUUCGUGCUGAAGUGCAUCGACUCGUAAUUGUCGAUGAUGAGGAACAUGUUGUUGGUAUUGUCUCGUUGUCAGAUAUAUUAACUUUCCUCGUUCUCAAGCCACUCGACAUCGAACGACCCGCCUCACGUAGUUACGGCAUAUACGCUCGGACGACGUCAUCGGAACGUGAAAACGGCACAUUGGCCGAGGAACCUGAACUAGAGGCAACAGCGAACGCACAUGGUGAAGGAGCUGUUCAAACAGAGCGGCUGAAACAUUCGAAUGGUAGCAUGUGUACCGUGACUGAUCCCGAUCAAGCCAAAGAAGGGCAGAAUGCUCCGAAGGCUACAGAGGAAAGCAUGGAAAACGAAGAAAAGAUUUCCGUUGCGCAGGAGGGCUCUAUCAUCGAAUCGCAACAACCAGAGGGACCUAAUUCACCUCAAGAAUGCUUCGAGCAUCCCGCCGAACAGGAUGACAGGUUAAGUAAUAUGUCGGCUGAGAAGCUCGAUGAUUCGGAAAAGGCUAGCGAAAAGGAAGAACUGCCGCAGAAGUUGUUAUCUGCCAAAUCCGCCUUAGCUCCGGUCGCAGGGGUAUCCACGGCAACGUCAACCCAGCCGGAAAAUAGAGCUGACAUAAUUACCCCCGUUGACACUAAAUCGUAGCUUCACAAUAUGUGCGAACGAGAGCAUAGAUAUCUAAAGUAAAUGGCCAUAAGAAGCGCUGUCAAGUAUUAUAUAGAUACUUCACCGUGCCGGACCCAUUCAAGUCGAUUCUAAUUCAGUUUCAACGACGACUAUUGAGGGUUAACCAUUAUCGCACGAGCAUUAUGCCUUCAUCGAAUGGCAGAAGGUUGGUCACAAAACAGAGCGUAAGGCAGCUAAGCCAAGUUGUUGUAUCAAGUCGAUGCACUUCGGUAAAGCGGCCAUCAUACACCGCAAUUUUCCGUUCAUACCUAAUCCAUAGCAUUAGCUGAGUGCGCGAACUUCGUAUUGAUUAACAUUUAAGUCGUUGAAAAGCACUGCUACUUUAUGCGUCUGUGUGCUAGUCUGUCCUAUGUCGCCAAUAUAAAAAAAAAUAGCAUGCGGCCCCCAAAUGCCGAUUGAACUGUCUACACAGGGGCAAGAAGAGUGCAACCCGGCCGAAGCAACAGCUGUAUAAACCGGUGAGACAAGCUUAAAAUGAUAUCUAUCAUAUAUUUCUGCAGUUGCUGGACUGCGAGUGAAUACGCACGCAAAUAGAAUGAUGGGACGGAUAUGAUGUGUAGAUAUUACGACAGCUAUAUUUAUAUAAACAACAAACAAGCAUAUAUAUAUAUAUAUAAAUGGGCUCUUCUCUUAGCCCUCACCAAUACCACCUUUGUUAUAUAGUGACACUUAAGAUAGAAUGAUGAUAGUAUAAGAUAAUAAAUACGUUACUAAUUAUAAGAAUUAUUAUUACUACUGCUAACGAUAAUAGUAAUAGAAAUAAUAAUACAUAAACAGUACUGCAUCCUGAUAGACAUAAAUAGAUUAUCCUCAAAAAAAUAAAUUCGAGUUUUUUCAUGUGAAAAUGCAAAGCUACACAGACAGUAGAUAUUCUACUCACAGAGAUGUAUUCAUACAUAGACAGCUGCAGAGAUUUACAAACGAUAUACGCAAUGGUAAAUAUUAGAAGGACGGGUACAAAAAAAGAAGAAAAUGUGACGAAGUACUGAUAAUUGAAUGUUCUAAUUUGAAGACGUUAACGACCUACACUAUCGUUGUAUGUACGGGAGCAUUAUAUGGCAUUCAGUAACGCGGCAGAAGGAGCACCCGCUAUGUACUUUGAACGCAGCUGGUCAACUAGAGAUGGUUUUGUCAUGUACACAAGGAAAAAAAGGAAUGAGAACGAGAUAUAGAUGAGGGCGUAAGCUCGCUAAAAAACUGUUGAGACGCACAGGCUGUGCCUGUUUAACAUAUAAUACGGUAUACGACGAAGCGUAGUAACCAACUGGUGGUCAAUGGGGCAGUACUCAAGGGUGCACGUCACACAGUUUGAUUAGUAUUAUUAUUCUAUGCUAAACAUUUUUGAGGAAAAACGACCUAUAAUGUUGCUUUCCUAAAUUUAUGUUGCUAGAAUAAUAGACUCUAUAUGCCGUAUCAUAAUGUUAAUUGAUUGAGUUGAAAAUAAUAUAUAUACAUAUAAUAAUGGUUCACGUACUGCUAUAGAGAAACAUAUAUACUUAUUCACUUAUGAUAUAUAUAUAUAUAUAUACAUAUAUAUAUAUAUAUAUAUAUAAUUGGGAAAGCACUUUGUUACACAAACAAAAAGUCAAUGAAGGACAUAGAUUAAUUGCCGGAACGCGGGAAGUCCUGUCGGACUUCGCACGGAAUAGUGUUCAAGCCAACUGACCCACUCUAGGGGAGUAAAGGUCAAAGGAAACGUACAGGAUGAGGGUGUCGAAUGGAAGAACGGAAGAAGAAACGGCCAGAAGUUAUAAGAACGACGUCGAUGUCGGCGUAUACUCUAUAAUUGUAUCUAUGUACGAUGAAACGAGUUAAUUGAGGUUGCAAAGUCAACGGUGAAGCUAUUGCAGAUGCAAAUGAAGGACAGGGCGAAUCAACGAGAAAUACUGUACAACUAACGAGAAUAACGACCACAAGAGUAAUUCUGGUGGUGAUGAAAUAUGGCUAAAGUAUUUUUUUACGAAACGCGAUUGACGUGGGUACGCAUAAAAGAGAAACGAUUAGAGGAAAUGACCGUUAGAUGUAUGGAAAGAAAGGCGGAAAAAGGUUCGGGAACGACGAGGUGCGGUCCCUGGUUGGAUUUGAGGUUACGUUACUUCUGCGAGAUCAAUGCCGCUAGCGUGAUAGAUAGGAAACGCUAAGCUGUGAGAAGUAGAACAGAUAGUUGAAACUACCGCCUUCAAAAGGAUCGCAAGCGGUGUUCACAUCCUCGGUGUUACUGUUUUGUGGCAGGAUUGAACAGUUCGCUAAGCGCGAAGACGGAAGCACCGCGGGAAAAACGGGUCCUGAUGAAAAGCAAGAAAAAACUAGUGAAGUACGAAUAUGAAACAGUAGGCGACGUAUGACUUAUUGAUGCUUAAAACCUGCUAAGAAUAUGAUAAAGACACACGCGCAAUGCCUUCGUCUAUUCUGCUAAUGAUGAGAAUAAUAAUACUAACUAACCAAAAUAAAGAUUAAUAAUGGAGACAAUAAUAUAGUAAUAGUAAUAUCCAUUUAUAGUAUAAGAAUGGUGGAUAUGAGGACAAAGGCAAUAACGAAGUUAGAACGUGUCGUCGGGAACGGAGCACGGUGCUUAUGAACGGGGAAAACGAGGGCGGAAAAUAUGCACGGACAACGAUUAGUUGGCCUCUAGUUUAAUGAUAUACACCAGCAAUAGCAGCAGUUGCAGACUUAGGACUAAAAUAAAUCGGUUAUGUCAAACUAUAUUAGUCCUAAAGUGGAAGGUUUAAUUUUUAGGCCGAAACACCGAAUUCGAAGCAGCAUACGUGAUGCGGAGGCAAGAGAAUGACCUAUACAACUGGAAAAGCACAAAAUAUGCCGUAGGGUUGACAAAAUGUGUUUAUGUUAUGAGAAAGACGAGAACCUACGUAUAUACUAAUCCCAAAAGUCUACCUAACUUAAAAACGGGAAACCACAUUCGCCAACAAAUACUACUCUGGGUAAACGAGUUUUCCACAUUCUUUUAUUGAUUCUCCAAACGACAGAGUAACAAACGCAUAGAAAUUGGGUAACAAUUAUACGAUUCAAUAUCACGUAACACAGAAAAAAAAGUCUAUUAUAGGCCAAUUAGAAUUGCAAAGUCACAGGUCUUUGCCUGGAGUCAAACAAUAUUCGAAGAGGAAUAAAGGUUGACGAUGUGGUGGAAUAAGAUUAAUAAUGAUUAUAAGCAAUUAUAAAGAUAAAACAUGAUAGAAAAGAGCAUGUUCAACGAUCAUUUUAGUACAAUGCUGUCAUUUCAUAUUCAUUUAUAAUUUGAAA